Amborella trichopoda is the source of this 330-nucleotide messenger RNA. The record is from RefSeq and is a predicted model, not a curated record. NCBI's taxonomy places the organism in Eukaryota, Viridiplantae, Streptophyta, Magnoliopsida, Amborellales, Amborellaceae.
AUGGUCCCACCUUUGGAGGUUUAUAAGCUCAACUUUGACGGUAGCUCAUUGGGUAACCCGGGUCUUGCUGGUUUUGGAGGGGUUCUUCGAGAUUGGAUGGGUAAUGUGAUCUUCUCCUAUGCAGGGCCACUUGGGGUGCGGUUUGCGAAUUAUGUAGAGAACUUUGCUCUUUUCUUUGGCCUUCGUUCCCUUGUGGAGAGGAAUUUGGAGACUUCUUACGUUAUUGAAGGGAUUCCCUCAAUGGAGGCUAAUGUGCUAGCUGAUUCCCUGGCCAAAGGACGAUCUACCAUCUCUAAAGCCGUUAUUUUGGAUUUUGUAAUCUCGUUCUAG